Cetraspora pellucida is the source of this 1606-nucleotide messenger RNA. Lineage: Eukaryota; Fungi; Glomeromycota; Glomeromycetes; Diversisporales; Gigasporaceae. The record is from the annotation of a GenBank genome assembly.
AUGGACAGCGAUUUAGUUCACGAUUCGACCAAGAAGUGCGUAGUGAAGAUCUGUAAGGGAGCUCCCGCUUCAAAAUGGAAAAAAAUAACAGAGAACAUGCUAAACAAGGCAGGGGCCAACAAAACUCUGGCUUCAUACUAUAAGGAUCAUGAGAAUGAGUAUAUGUGCAUGAGUUGCUAUAAUGCAAUUGUGGUAAACAGAUCAAGUGUUUUUAAAGAGCACGCCGUAGAAUGGGAGAAAGGGUUAAAAAGAUGUCGAAAUAGUGUUUCUAUGAGUGAAAGUAUUUCAUUACUAACUAAUAUUAUUUUUGAGAAAGAAAUAAUAAACAGAAAUCCACCUAUUGUCUCAUUUUCUCAGCUUAGAUCAGUUGCGGAAAAUAAGAAUAAUGAACUAAGUUUCUUUUUCGAUCAAUGGUCAUUAGCAUAUCAAUGUUAUUUGAUGUGCUGGAAUCAGAACAAAGUCAUACCACUUUGGAAUUUCAAAAAUGAAUCAACAACGGAUGAUGAUAAUCUUUCGUGGAUAGAUGGGGUUAACAUCUUAACAAGACUUCUAUACGAUCGAGAAAAAGUUGAACAAACGCCAACCAUUUAUAGUUUUAAACAACUGGAAAAAAAUUUAAAUAAGCUUGAUAAGAGAUUGGCAGUGGAAUGUUAUAUUAUUUGUGGUAAUCAAAACUUUAAACUAACAGCAUUUAAAGAAAAUAUAUCUCUUUUUUUAGAUUUAAUGGGGGCUUCCGCGGAAGCUUUAGAUGCUUUAUCAUAUGCAGGUAUAACGAUGUCACAAAGGCAUCUGGACAGGAUAAAGACGGAAAUCGUUAACGACCAUUUAUCUAAAAUCAACUCAUAUUUAAAAAAUAAUAAGCACAAUGCAUUAGCAUUAAAUGUUGACGAUUACCAUAACAUUCAUUCCAAGCGAGUCCCCGAUACAUGUUCAACAUCAAACGUUGCACACAUGACAACCUUGGUGUUAAAUCAUAUUGAUAUGGCAGCUAUUCCACGAAUUAUGUCAAAUGGCGCAUCAAUUCACAAUCCAAAACUAAUUGAUUUUGAACUUGUUUGUAAUGUUUUAGGUCAUCAUUAUAUGGAACAAAUGGCUAAGACUUUUAAUGAUCGGUUCUAUUAUGAAACGUCUUUGGAUGAAAAACUCGAAAACAUGACUCUUCAUAGCUAUAAUUCCCAUAUACAAGAACAGCAGGAAGAGCGUAAAAUGAAAGAUACUAGUCUCUUGGAUUUUUUUGAAUUAAAGCUUGAAUAUGUGGAUUCGUAUAUCAAUGCUUUACAACAUGUUUACGAAGUUUCUUUAUUAAAUAAUUAUUUAACUAAUCACAAUAUUCCAAUUAUAGCUGAUUGGCCUGGGCAGGUGUUUAUACGACAGGCUAUAACACUUUAUUUGCAAAAUCAUUGGGGCGGAGGUGUUUCUCCUUGGAAUAUUCGAAAACAUUUAUCAAAAACUAGGUCAAAGUUUCAUCAAGAGUAUGAAGAGCAAAUUUACCUUUCAGUUGGCUCAAAAUUGGUGGAAUCCCCUGAAGUCAAUAAAGAAAAUAACCAAGAUCAAAGUAUUUUAACUGAUGAUGAUAUAUUAGAAAAUUUGCAAAAAAAUAAGGAAG